CCCACUGGCUUCCCCUCAGCUCCUCGGGAUCCCCGUGGCAGAGAUACCCAGGCAUGUCGGGCUCUGAGGAGGUCGCUGAAGAAUACGAGCAGGAGCAGGAAGAGGAGUAUGUAGAAGAAGGUCAGGAAGAACAGGGAGAGGAGGCAGAGGAGGAGACUGAAGAAACCAAAGAGGAGACUGAAGACACCAAGGCAGGAGAACAAGAAGAUGAAACGAAAGCACCAGCAGAAGGUGGAGAGGGGGAACGGGAGCAGGAGCCUGGGGAAGGUGAAGCGAAGCCAAAACCCAAGCUCUUCAUGCCAAACCUGGUGCCUCCCAAAAUCCCAGAUGGUGAGAGACUGGAUUUUGAUGACAUCCACCGCAAGCGCAUGGAGAAGGACCUGAACGAGCUGCAGGCCCUCAUCGAGGCUCACUUUGAGAGCAGGAAGAAGGAGGAAGAGGAACUCAUCUCCCUCAAGGACAGGAUUGAAAAGAGGCGAGCGGAGAGGGCAGAGCAGCAGCGGAUCCGCAGCGAGCGGGAGAAGGAGCGCCAGGCACGCCUGGCCGAAGAAAGAGCUCGGAAAGAGGAGGAGGAGGCCAGGAAGAAGGCUGAGGAGGAAGAGAGGAAGAAGAAAGCUUUCUCCAACAUGUUGCAUUUUGGAGGCUACAUGCAGAAGUCAGAGAAAAAGGGUGGAAAGAAGCAAACAGAGCGGGAAAAGAAGAAGAAAAUCCUCAGCGAGCGACGGAAGCCCCUGAACAUUGAGCACCUGAGUGAAGAAAAACUGAGGGAGAAGGCCAAGGAGCUGUGGCAAACCAUCUGGGACCUGGAGGCUGAGAAGUUUGACCUGCAGGAAAAGUUCAAGCGUCAGAAGUACGAGAUCAAUGUUCUCCGAAACCGUGUUAGUGACCACCAGAAAGUCAAAGGGUCAAAGGGUGCCCGUGGGAAGACCAUGGUGGGUGGCAGGUGGAAAUAGAUGGCUCAGGAAGCAAAGGAUGCUGGGGAAGGUCUGUUGCUGCCUUUUGGUCGAGCACUUGUCUCCCCCAGGUCGUGGAGCCUGCACCAAACACCCACCACCCUCCCACCACACUGGGCUUGCUAAGACCUUGCUGCAGGCACAGUGCUUUCUGGGUGGGCAGUUGCUUCACAAGGUACCUUUCCACAUCUCCAUGCCCCCCAUUGAUGAUGUGUCUGUAAAUAAAGAGAAUGGUGAGGGGUGUGGAUGUUGUCUCCAUCCCAAGCCCAGAGGAAAGGGGCACACGA
This is a messenger RNA of Calypte anna (Anna's hummingbird), 1240 nucleotides long. RefSeq names its product troponin T2, cardiac type (gene TNNT2). Bases 54 to 953 code for a protein of 299 amino acids. The transcript is spliced from 17 exons. The record is from RefSeq and is a predicted model, not a curated record. Gene Ontology annotation, cellular component: troponin complex. Gene Ontology annotation, biological process: cardiac muscle contraction; sarcomere organization; regulation of muscle contraction. Gene Ontology annotation, molecular function: tropomyosin binding; troponin I binding; troponin C binding. Lineage: Eukaryota; Metazoa; Chordata; Aves; Apodiformes; Trochilidae.